CUGUCCCGUGCCCGUGUCCCAGAGAGGAGCCGUGCACUCCCGGGUCCCCCGGGCGGGCGGAGGCGCAGGCACCGGGCAGGGCUGACGGCCCCGCGCCGCAGCUCCCGGCUCCCCGCGUCGUGCUCCCGAGUGCCUCUAAUUGGAUUGCCGUGAUUUCUGCCCUUCCUAAAGCGGCGGGCGGCGGGGGGAACGGCCCGGGGGAGGCGGGGGGAGGCGGUGGGCGGCUCUCGGCUCCGGGCUCCGCCGGCGCGGCCGCUCCGCAGCCCAUAAAGCGCGGCGGGAGCGCGGCGGGGCCGCGGCCAUGCAGUGAGAGCCCGCCGUGGGACCAGCCCCGCUCCGGCCUCGCCACGGGAGCGCUGCGAGGGACACACCGCCCCAGCUCAAGAUGCAGAGGUGCACCGGAUUCCUGUUUCUGUCUUUAAUCCUUUGUGCCGCCCUCUCGGAAACACUCGGGCUGGUUUUCUCAGCGAAAGACAAAAGGGGUUGGACUUUGAAUAGUGCUGGUUAUCUACUUGGGCCACAUGCAGUAGAUAACCACAGAUCGUUUAAUGACAAGCAUGGUUUCACUGGUAAACGUGAAAUACCGCCCGAUGAGGAUAUUAAAGCAGGGAGCCUUGGAAGACCCCUGGCUGAUGAAAACAUUGUGCGCACAGUAAUUGAAUUUUUGACCUACUUGCAUCUGAAAGAGGUGGGAGCACUUGACAAGCUACCUACACCAGAGGAAAUGAACCAGUCUUGAAGAAUGCGUUUUUAUUUUGUUGCAGUGUAGAUUUAGACUGAAUUCUAAACAAAAAACCAAAAUGACCUGAAGUUAAGAAGUAUUGUUUGCAUUGAUUUGAUAAAUGGCAAACAGUGUUCUGCCCUCUGGUUGGUUUGUUGGAUUAUUUUUUGCUUUUUUUUUCCCUUUCCCUCCCUCUCCUGCAAUGUCAUCGUGUAUAAUUUUGCUUUGGUCAAUUUUUUCUGUAGGUAAAUGAUAAAAUAAAAAUAAAGAGCAACAAA
Pyrgilauda ruficollis (rufous-necked snowfinch) is the source of this 999-nucleotide messenger RNA. It is a transcript of the gene GAL, whose product is annotated as galanin and GMAP prepropeptide. Gene Ontology annotation, cellular component: extracellular region. The transcript has 6 exons. Bases 386 to 739 code for a protein of 117 amino acids. Lineage: Eukaryota; Metazoa; Chordata; Aves; Passeriformes; Passeridae. Gene Ontology annotation, molecular function: hormone activity. The record is from RefSeq and is a predicted model, not a curated record.